AUGAUUAGUGAUCCUAUGAUUUGUGAUCCUAUGAUUCGUGAUCCUAUGGUUCGUGAUCCUAUGAUUAGUGAUCCUAUGAUUAGUGAUCCUAUGAUUAGUGAUCCUAUGAUUAGUGAUCCUAUGGUUCGUGAUCCAAUGAUUAGUGUUCCUAUGAUUAGUGAUCCUAUGAUUAGUGAUCCUAUGAUUAGUGAUCCUAUGAUUAGUGAUCCUAUAGUUCGUGAUCCUAUGAUUAGUGAUCCUACGGUUCGUGAUCCUAUGGUUCAUGAUCCUAUGAUUAGUGAUCCUAUGAUUAGUGAUCCUAUGGUUAGUGAUCUUAUGAUUAGUGAUCCUAUGAUUAGUGAUCUAUUGAUUAGUGAUCCUGUGAUUAGUGAUCCUAUGACAGGAGGAAAAUAUAGGGCGACAGAUUGA
Molecule: messenger RNA, 408 nt
Organism: Procambarus clarkii (red swamp crayfish)
Lineage: Eukaryota; Metazoa; Arthropoda; Malacostraca; Decapoda; Cambaridae
Source: RefSeq, a predicted model, not a curated record